AUGCCUCCGAAGAGACGACCUCGCCGGGAUGAGGAUGAGCUGCAAUCUAUCCGAGGCGGCGCUGCCGUUACACAAGAUCUUCCGUCCAUGCCUUCGCGGUUCGACACGUCCUACGGCUCUGCUCCCUCGACCAUGCCGCGGAACGUCAGGCGCGGCCAGGUUCGCAACAUCCAGACUGCGGUUCAAGACGCCUUGAAUGACGAUGACAGCGACGAUGACGAUGCGCGAGGCUCAAAGUCAAAGCCCAAGUCCACCCCGAAGCCGAAGCCGUCCCGUCCCGUUCAGAAAGAACCGGAGCCCGAGCCGGAGCCCGAACCAGAUUUCGGUCCGGGUAAUGGUUCAGAUUCAGAUUUACCAGUCUCUCCAAGAGACUUGACGCCAGAGCCGCCCAGGGCGCACAACUCACCUCGGCGUAGCCCGCCCGGAAUAGCCCCAACGGUUGAACCUGCUUCAUUCCAAGGAGAUCUCCCUCGCGGUGCUCGUGGCCAAAGAUUUCUGCCCAGUGCUGCGCCGCCCAGAGGCUCCGACGUCGCGCCAGGUCAAACACCAAGGAGAGCAUCUUCCGAAGGACCCGUCUUGCCGCCGACAACCAACACUUCCUCAGGCAAUCCUGGCCCGUCGAGGCUCAACCCGCCUACCAGAGGCUCUCUCUUCCAACGGGCGGUUUCUGAAGAUCGUGAUCGCUACGCCCUGCGUCGCUCCGGUUCGGAAGAACCGGUCCGGACGCCUGAUUCUACGCGGACCUUUGGCCAGGAGAGCUCGUUGUUCGGUGACGCGGUUAUCGGGUCCACCCCCAACAAGUCACCUUCCCCUGGCAACCGGCCAAUCACCACAAUUGAGGAGGAAGACUCGCCCAUCGAGGCUGAGGAUCGCGAGGCAGCGAUCGUCAAGAGUCCCUCGAAGCGCCCGGUUUUGCGUCACCCGAAACAUAACCCACCCAUGGCUCCGCGAUCUUUCAACCAGACCGAGCCGCGAGACCCAGAUAUGCAACAGAGGGUGGAAGAGGAGCGGGAGAAGGACGAAGCAGAGCAGCAAGCCCUCCGAAGCGAGCGCAAAGCGCGACUCCAAGCAUGGCCAAGGAUCUACGUACCCAUUUACAGCUGGACCAAGACUGCGCGUCCCGACACACCCCCUGUCCCUACUGAUGGCACCCCGCAGAGGCGACCGGGCCGACAGACACCCAUGGACCAGCUUGGAUGGGGACCGUGGCUCAUGUUCACAAUCGCCGACACAUUCGUGGACGUCCUCGGCUUCAUCUUUUCACCCGAAGCUUGGCUUAUUAGGACUGCAGUAGCGGUUUUGCUUCUGUCUUUCUUGGGAUGGACGAUUUUCUCGGGACUUUCUGCCAUUCCCGCAUUCAGUCUCGGCGGUUUGCAGUGGUAUGGCUUCUCCGAUAUUGCCCACAACCUCGGACAGUUCAUGCCACUGUGGGUGACGCGACCCUCCACGAUGUUCAGCGACGAGGAUACCAGAGAGUAUUUACGACAGCAACGCGAUCACGAGUAUGAGAUAACGAAACUGAUGACGUCCACCAAGCUUCACGAAGGUUCGCUGUCAAAGCUGGAGCAGAUCAUGCCCAAGAUUGUCCGCAUGGAGCUGGACAAGCAAGGACGACCUGUGGUGUCUCAAGAUUUCUACCACGCUCUGCGAGACCUAAUGAAGAGCGACAAGGAGGUCUUGACGCUGGACAGAGGUCAUGGCGGCUAUCACUACAUAUCUGACGAGCACUGGCGAGCGAUCAGGGACAAGCUCAAGAAAGACCCUGUUUAUCAGAAGGCGGCGAAUCCUCCGGCGCCAGGAGUUUCUCCCAGCCAAGUCGAGGACAUCUUUCAGAACAACUUCUCCAAGAGUUGGGAGAAGUGGCUCAGAAACAACAACCAGCAGGUGGCCAAGAUCUUGGAGCCUGCUUUUGGCACCUCCAUUCCUGACAAGAUCGAGAAAGACCUUGGACAGAAACUUGAGAAGUAUGUCAAGGAUCUAUACAAGGAGAAGGGUACAAAGGAUGUUGUCGUCACGCGAGAAGAGUUCAUCCGGCAUCUCAAGGGCGAAUUCGCUACUCAUCGCAACGAAGUCAAGGCUGAGGUUCAAGAGUUGCAGAAGAAGCUGGAGGACUUUAUCUCCAAAUCGGUCGAUCUUGCCAUGAGUAAAGCCCCGCCUUCAGGAGUCUCCCGUGCCGAGAUGAUCCAUUUCGUCGACGACUUGGUCCGGCAGGCAAUCGCGAAUGCCGGUCUUGAGGCACUCGCCAAGGGCAAGAUUGGUGCAAACUGGAAUCAUGAGCUGAGUCGCCAGGUCAAUUACCUGACGGUUGGCGGUGGCACCAUCAUCGAUCCCAUGCAUACCUCUCCGAAUUUCAAACCAAAAUUCAAGGGACCCAUUGGGUCAGCUGCUUGGAUGGAUAGCACAAGGCGUAGUCCCUUUAUUCUUCCACCCUCCAAGACCCAGCUUCGCUGGGAAGAUGAUGGCGAGUGCUGGUGUGGCGAAAAGGCAAUCGACAAGCAAGGGCGGCCACUGGGCGUAUUCAUCUCUUAUCUGAUCAGUCACGAGAUCGUCCCCCAGCACCUUGUGGUCGAACACAUCCUCCCUAGCGCUACUUGGAACGCCGAGGCUCGGCCGAAGGAAUUGGAAGUCUGGGCUUACAUUACGGAGAUCAAUCUGCGUAGCCGCGUCGAGGACUUUUCCGCCAGCCACUUCCCCUCGAACCCCCGCGAGAAGUGGCUGGAGGAUGGUUGGAUCAAGAUCAGCCAGUUCACAUAUGAGAGCAACGAUGCUUCCGGCGGCAUCCACGUCCAUCAGCUCAGCCCUGAGUUGGUAACACUGGGAGCCGCGACGGAUCAUAUCAUUAUCCGUGCGGUCAGCAACCACGGUGCUGAUCACACUUGUUUCUACAGAAACCGUUUGUUUGGGGAGAGGCUCGUUUGA
Messenger RNA from Colletotrichum karsti, 2919 nucleotides. RefSeq lists its product as uncharacterized. The transcript is spliced from 3 exons. Bases 1 to 2919 code for a protein of 972 amino acids. The record is from RefSeq and is a predicted model, not a curated record. Lineage: Eukaryota; Fungi; Ascomycota; Sordariomycetes; Glomerellales; Glomerellaceae.